CCCGGUAUCUCACACCAGAACCAACAACCACCACGCAUGUAUAGCUCUGGCCAUAACCAGCCAUUAAACCAAUAUUUCAUCCUCCCCUUGUCAGUGACUGAUUGUUUGGCUUUCUGUCGUCAUCAUCUCCUCCGACGAUGAAGAGUCUUCGCGCCUGUCUUGCCGUGUUUCUGCUCGGCAUGCCUGUUGCGGUCGUAGGCGAUGCCCAACACCCUCUUCAAGCACCGCUUUCGAUAUCCUCAUCCUCUCUGAUCGAUCUGCACAAAUCACUUGUCGACCGGCCGUCGAUCACAGGCUCCGAAGGAAAUGUGUCUGCGUUUUUAAGAGGCUAUCUCCGGGGAAGGGGGUUCACCGUUGAGACCCAAGUUGUUGCGGACGACCGGGAAAACAUCUUCGCUUACCUGAAUAGCUCACGCCGAACAAGAGUCCUCGUAACGUCGCACAUCGACACCGUCCCCCCUUUCUGGCCGUACGAGAGAAGAGGCGAUGAGAUCUGGGGACGCGGCACCGUGGAUGCGAAAGGCAGCGUGGCGGCCCAGAUCGUGGCUGUCGAAUCUCUCCUCGAAGCGGGCACAAUAAGCGAAGGUGACGCGGCACUCCUCUUCGUCGUCAGCGAGGAGAAAGACGGCCUCGGCAUGCGCGCCGCCAACGACCUCGGCCUGUCGUGGGAAGCGGUCAUCUUCGGAGAGCCGACCGAGCUCAAGCUCGCCAGCGGCCAUAAAGGUGGGAUGGGGUUCACCAUCAGGGCAAAGGGGAAGGCGGGCCAUUCGGGGUAUCCGGAAUCGGGCAGGAACGCCAUCAACAUACUCGUUCGGAGUCUUUCUGCUCUGGGAGAGGUUGUGUUGCCGUGGAGCGAGGAUUACGGAAACACGACAAUAAACGUUGGAAGGAUCGAGGGAGGUGUCGCAGGCAAUGUCAUUGCCGAAGAUGCAGUCGCCACUGUCUCGGUAAGGAUUGCGUCAGGCACCCCCGAGGCGAUCCAAGACUUGAUUAAAACGGCCAUCUACGCGAGCUCUUCGGGUGUAGACAUCGACUUUUCCCGUGGUCUAGGACCUGUUCCCAUAGAUCAUGACAUUGAGGGAUUCGAAACGAUUGUGGUCAAUUACGGGACCGACAUUUCGAAUCUGAAAGGCGAUCACAAGCGAUACCUAUAUGGCCCGGGAAGUAUCCUGGAUGCUCAUUCCGACCAUGAACACUUGAAAAUCUCGGACUUGGAAGCGGCUGUGGAAGGUUACAAAGUUCUCAUUACAGAGUCUCUAAGACGAAGUCAAUGAGCACUGAAUAUCAAACGACAGUUCAUAUGGAACCAUUCUCGUGUGGACUGCUAAUUGCACCUUUAAUCGAACCAUCUUCAUUUCGUGGUUACCCGAGACACACUCUCGGCCUGUGAUGACGUC
This is a messenger RNA of Phialemonium atrogriseum, 1397 nucleotides long. RefSeq lists its product as uncharacterized. Gene Ontology annotation, molecular function: hydrolase activity. The transcript is spliced from 2 exons. Lineage: Eukaryota; Fungi; Ascomycota; Sordariomycetes; Cephalothecales; Cephalothecaceae. The coding region runs from base 138 to 1274 and encodes 378 amino acids. The record is from RefSeq and is a predicted model, not a curated record.